CUACAUAACAAUCUCCACAGUUGUUCAGCUAGCAUGGCAAAGACAAAAUCUCUUCUGAUCACACUUUGUUUGUUACUCUUCUUCUGUUCAGCACGACAGCUUCCACCACGUCAUCAAAGUGAGUCGUGCCAACUAGAUAGCAUCGAUGCAUUGGAACCUGACAACAGCAUUGAGUCAGAAGCAGGUCUGACUGAAACAUGGGAUGCUAAUCACCCUGAGCUACGUUGUGUUGGUGUCUCUGUUCUCAAACGCACGAUCAAUCCUAAUGGCCUUCACUUGCCAUCUUAUGUUACAUAUCCUGAACUCCAUUUCGUAGAACAAGGAACGGGAGUAUUGGGAUUGGCAAUUCCAGGAUGUGGAGAGACAUAUGAAGAGCCACAAUGGGAAAAAGGAGGAAGGCCACAACAACCACAGGAUCGUCACCAGAAGGUUCGUUAUGUGAAACAGGGUGACCUUAUUGCUAUUCCACCUGGUGUUCCUUACUGGACCUACAAUUACGGCAAUACCCCUCUUAUUAUUGUCACUCUCCUCGACACUUCCAAUAAACUAAACCAACUCGAUCGUAUCCCAAGAAGAUUUUAUCUAGCUGGGAAUCCAGUAAAACAGAGUGGAAGAAAGCGUGGUGAUAAAGAAGAAGAAACUAACAACAUGUUCAGUGGUUUUGAUUCACGUUUCUUGGGACAAGUUUUGAAAGUGAAAGAAAGUAUAAUUAGAAAGCUUCAAUCUCAAGAUGAACAACAUAGAAAGCACCAAAUUAUACAUGUUAAAGGAGGUCUUAGUAUUAUAAGGCCACCUUUGGAAUUGGAACCAGAAAUAAGAUCAGAAGAGGCAAAAACACAUAGAGAGCAUGGAGAAAAGAGAGUAGAGGAAGAAGAAGAAGUUGAAGACGAACCAGAUAAACGAGAACAUCGAAAAUGGCGAAAAGAGACAAGAAAACACAGAGAAGGUGAAGGAGAAGAAGAGGAAGUGGUAGAAGAGAGAGAAACAAAAACUAAAGAGCAUUGUCACCAUGGUGAAAAAGAAAGAAGCCAUGGUGAGAGAACAAGAACCAGAGAACAUGAAGGACAACACAACUUCUUCGAUGAAACUGUUUGCACAUUGAAGCUUCAUGAGAACAUAGCUGAUCCUUCACGUGCCGAUGUGUUUAACCCAAGAGCAGGUCGUAUAACGAAUGUCAAUAGUUUGACUCUCCCAGUUCUCAAAUUGCUUCAUCUUAGUGCCCAAUGGGUUUACCUCUACAAGGAUGGUAUAUUUGUGCCACAUUGGAACAUGAAUGCGAACAGCAUAAUGUACGUAACAAGAGGAAGAGGGAGGGUUCAAGUGGUGAAUAGUGAGGGAAAAUCAGUGUUCAAUGGAGAGGUAAAAAGGGGAAGAUUGUUGGUGGUGCCGCAGAAUUUCGCAGUGGCAGAACAGGCGGAGAGUGAGGGAUUGGAAUACAUAGUUUUCAAAACAAAUGAUAGAGCUGAGAUUAGUACAAUGAUAGGGCGUGAUUCAGCGAUUAGUGCAACACCUGGGGAAGUACUUGCUCAUGUUUUUGGGCUUAGUCCACAAGAAGUGAAUGAGUUGAAGAAUAAUCGUAAUGAGGGUGUUUUGGCAACUCCUGAUUCUCGAAUUCAGGAUGGCUAUAUUGCCAUGGUGUAACUUAAUUAAUCUUAUGUUGAAAGUUAAUAUUAUGUAAAAUAAAGGAAAUACUAUGUGUGUAGCAAAGGAAUAACACAUAAAUUUGGGGAUAACUGACAGAAGAGUUUUGUUGAUUGUUAAUGCUAUAUUUUCUUUGGGCAUGGCCUCA
Molecule: messenger RNA, 1789 nt
Organism: Medicago truncatula (barrel medic)
Lineage: Eukaryota; Viridiplantae; Streptophyta; Magnoliopsida; Fabales; Fabaceae
Product: legumin J
Exons: 4
Coding region: 34-1641 (535 amino acids)
Molecular function (GO): nutrient reservoir activity
Source: RefSeq, a predicted model, not a curated record